Messenger RNA from Fundulus heteroclitus (mummichog), 3460 nucleotides. RefSeq names its product lysine (K)-specific demethylase 4A, genome duplicate b (gene kdm4ab). The transcript has 22 exons. The record is from RefSeq and is a predicted model, not a curated record. Gene Ontology annotation, cellular component: nucleus. Bases 153 to 3284 code for a protein of 1043 amino acids. Gene Ontology annotation, molecular function: histone H3K36 demethylase activity; histone H3K9 demethylase activity. Gene Ontology annotation, biological process: chromatin remodeling. Lineage: Eukaryota; Metazoa; Chordata; Actinopteri; Cyprinodontiformes; Fundulidae.
GCAUGCGUGCAGCGUGACGGGAGUAAUGGAGGACUGUCUGUGGUAACCGAAAGGAUUUCAUCUGUUUGUGCUCUGGUUCUUUGCUCUCUGAGAAGAAGCCCCUUGUCUACACCUCAGCGCGUAUAAGUCCUUGUGAAACUUGGGAUGCUAAGAUGACUACAGACACUCCAGCCCAAACUGCUGAUUUUGGGGUGGCGACGUUCACUCCUUCCAAAGAAGAGUUUAAGAACUUUGUCCGGUAUGUUGCCUUCAUGGAGUCACAAGGCGCACACAAAGCUGGAAUGGCCAAAAUCAUUCCCCCUAAAUGCUGGAAACCAAGACAUGCAUAUGAUGACAUAGAUGACCUGCUGAUACCUGCUCCUAUACAGCAGGUGGUGACUGGCCAGUCGGGCUUGUUUACGCAGUACAACAUCCAGAAGAAACCAAUGACUGUCCUCGAGUUUCAGAAGACCUCCAACUUGGAUAAGUUUUGCAGUCCCAGAUAUGCGGAUUUUGAUGAGCUGGAAAGGAAGUUUUGGAAAAACCUGACGUUCAACCCCCCACUAUAUGGAGCUGAUGUCAGUGGGACACUGUUUGAUCCGGAUGUGUCUGAGUGGAACAUGGCCCACCUCAACACAAUCCUGGACACUGUGGAGAGUGAGAGUGGAACGAAGAUAAAAGGAGUUACUACUCCAUGCCUGUAUUUUGGGAUGUGGAAGAGUGCAUUUGCUUGGCACACAGAGGAUAUGAAUCUGUACAGCAUUAACUACCUGCACUAUGGCGAGCCCAAGUCCUGGUAUGUUGUCCCACCAGAACAUGGCAGGAGACUGGAGCGGCUUGCCAAAGGUUUCUUUCCUGGGAAUGCUCAGAGCUGUGAAGCCUUCUUGCGGCACAAGAUGACUUUGAUUUCACCCUCAAUCCUUAAAAAAUACGGUAUACCAUAUGAGAAGGUCACUCAGGAAGCUGGCCAGUUCAUUGUUACGUUCCCAUAUGCCUAUCAUGCUGGUUUCAACCAUGGUUUCAACUGUGCUGAGUCCACCAACUUUGCUACGCAGCGAUGGAUUGAUUAUGGAAAACAAGCUAAAUUGUGUUCUUGUCGUCAAGAUAUGGUGAAGAUAUCUAUGGAUGUGUUUGUACGCAAGUUUCAGCCUGACCGUUACAAAUUGUGGAAAGCAGGGAAAGACGACACUCCCAUCGACCACUUAAAACCAACUCCAGAGGCAGCUGAGUUCCUCAGAAAAGACGAGAGCCAGUGCUCUCAAGAAUUUUCCAGAAAAGUAUCGUCUAAGGAACCAAUGUCUCCUUCCCAGAAGGACAAAAGCUCAAAUCCUGACAUUGGGGGAAAACAUCCACUUGAAGCUGUUCAGAACUCUGAAGGACACAAAUGCCAUGUCAGAGUUGAGGAGGAGGUGGAGCCUAAGAAACCCAAGACAUCAACCAAGAACUCUCCCCCAAAAAUUACAGACCCCCCAGCACAACCCAAGUCAGAAUCUCAGCUGGAAAAGCACAUGAAACCACAACCCAAAGGCUGUUCUAAAGCCAACAACAAGAAAACUUCAAACAGACAAAGUGCUGCAAGAAAGGAGAAGAACGCUGGACCGGCUGCAGAUAUGAGUCCCCUUGAGCCUGUAGAAAGUAAUGCAGUCGCUUCUGGUGCAGAGAGCAGUGUGGAGCCUCGGGUGGAAACCAGUGGUGUCCCAGUGCACAAGGUGUUUCAGAGGACACUCAGCCCUGCUGAUGUCCUGCACGUUCAUAGCUAUGCCAAAGGAGACUAUGGAGAAGAAAACUUGGUUCAGGAGGAAGGACGAACCGUGACAUGUGAUAAUAAGAAGGAAGACAUCAAACCUGUCAGCAGAGAAAAGGUGGCAGAAGAGCUGGCUCCCAUUACAGAGCUGGAUAACAAUCUGGAACAGCUGCCUCAAUCCCCACACAUAAAGGAUAGCAUCAGUGAAAAAGUAGAUGCUUUGGAGGAGCUUCCAUCAAUAGAUCCAGAUAGUUUCGAAGGGGACAACUGGGCUAAACCUCUGGCCCAUUUGUGGCAGAGCAGUCCUCCCAAUCUGAAGAAAGAGAAGGAGUAUAAUCAACGCAUGGGUUCUAAACCUCCAUACUGCUCCAUCUGUAUGCUCUUCCAGACUUAUCAGCAGACUGAGUGUGCCACCAGUGUGGACAGUCCAGUCAUGAUCACUGGUGGGUCAACACGGACCAAACCUCUCAUCCCAGAAAUGUGUUUCACCAUCACUACAGAAGAAGAUGCAGAGAGCAAAGAACAACCCGUUGCACCCUAUUUAGAGGAAGAUGGAACCAGCCUCCUCAUCAGCUGCUUGCAAUGCAGUGUUUGGGUUCACACCAGCUGUUACGGUGUGAACCCAGCCAGUGUGGGCAUGGAGUGGAAAUGUGCACGCUGUCGGGCCAAUGCCAUGAAUGAGAGUUGCUGUCUGUGUUUGCUAAGAGGCGGAGCCUUACAUAAAACCACCAAUGACAAGUGGGUACAUGUGUUGUGUGCCGUGGCAGUGAUGGAGGCACGCUUUGUCAACAUUACUGAGAGAAGUCCUGUGGAUCUAAGUGGAAUCCCUCUGCAGAGAUUUAAACUUAAAUGUUACUACUGUAAGAAGCGAGUGAAAAAGGCCUCUGGUUGCUGUGUGCAAUGCUCUCAUGGUCGCUGUCCCACUGCAUACCACCCAACCUGUGCCCAGGCUGCUGGGGUACUGAUGCAGCCUGAUGAUUGGCCCUUUGUGGUCCAUGUGACCUGCUGUCGCCACAAAGGCCCUGCUCAGAUUGAGCGCAAUAAGGCAGCUAUGCAUGAGCUUACGGUGGGUCAGAAAGUCAUCUGCAAGCACAAGAAUGGCCGCUACUAUCAGUGUGAUGUAGUGCAGCUGUCGAAAGAGACCUUUUAUGAAGUAAACUUUGAUGAUGGUUCCUUCAGUGAUAACCUCUUCCCAGAGGAUAUUGUGAAUCGAGACUGCGCUCAGCUUGGUCCCCCACCGCAGGGUGAAGUUGUUCAGGUGCGAUGGACAGAUGGACUGGUGUACGGGGCCAAAUUUGUGGCUGCUCAUGUUAUUCAAAUGUACUUGGUGGAAUUUGAAGAUGGCUCACAGCUAACAGCCAAGAGAAAUGAUGUCUACAGUCUGGAUGAAGAACUUCCCAAGAGAGUCAAAUCCAGACUGUCUAAAGCAUCAGACAUGAGGUUUGAUGGAAUUUUUGAAGACAAUGAGAUAAUCCAGGAGUCUAAGAGGCAACGAGUGAUCAACUCACGCUACAGGGGGGACUACAUAGAGCCUGUGAUUUACAGAGCCAUCAUGGAGUAGACCCUCACUGCUGGUCAGCCCAGCUUACACACCAGCAGCACCAUUUGACUGAAAUGUUUUCAUGCACCUUAACUUUGCAGCUAGUCUCAGACAAUGUAGCAGAGGAUGGCUUCUUCAGGACCUGCAUGGACUGCUUUCAAAUUCUAACACUUAGUUUCCUUUGCUGGAGUUUGAGG